AUGGCCGAAAACACCAAGCUCUUCAAGCCCCUGAAGGUGGGCUCGAUCCAGCUCGACAACCGCGUCGUCAUGGCACCCUUGACCCGGUUCCGAGCCGACUUUGACCACGUCCCAACCGACGCGAUGGCACAGUACUACGCUCAGCGUGCUGUCGUGCCCGGCACGCUGUUGAUUUCGGAAGCAACCUACAUCACGGCCAAGGCCGGCGGCUACCCGACCAUCCCCGGUCUCUGGACCGAUGCCCAGCUCGCAGGCUGGAAGAAGGUCACCGACGCCGUCCACGCCAAGGGCAGCAAGAUCAUCUGUCAGCUCUGGUACCUGGGCCGCGCGGCGCGCCCUGACCCCGUUGGCUCCGGCGGUGCCUUUGCAGACGACGACUUCGACUACAAGAACGACUUUGUGAGCGCAAGCGACGUCAAGAUGUGGGAGGGGGGCCCUACGCCCCGCGCCCUGACCGAGGAGGAGAUCUGGGCCACCAUCAACGACUACGCUACUGCGGCCAAGAAUGCCGUCGAGAAGGGCGGCUUUGACGGCGUCGAGAUCCACGGCGCGCACGGCUACCUGAUCGACCAGUUCACCCAGGACACCUGCAACAAGCGCACCGACCAGUGGGGUGGCAGCAUCGAGAACCGCGCACGCUUUGCUCUCGAGGUCACCAAGGCCGUCGUCAAGGCCGUCGGCGCAGACCGCACCGGCAUUCGUCUUUCCCCCUGGGCGCAGUUCCAGGGCAUGCGGAUGAAGGACCCCAUUCCUCAGUUCAGCUACCUCAUCCACCAGCUGCGCGAGCUGGACCUGUCCUUCCUGCACCUGGUCGAGCCUAGAGUUUCGGGAGUUGUCGACCGUGACCCCGAGAACGAGAGUCUCGACUUUGCUCUCCAGUCCUGGGGCCGUGAGAAGCCCGUCUUCAUCGCCGGCGGAUUCACCACCGAGACUGCGAUCGAGGCAGUGGAGAGCAAGUACCACGACCACGAGGUGGCGGUCGUCUUUGGACGCCGCUUCAUUUCCACGCCCGACCUGGUCUACCGCGUCAAGAAGGGCAUUCCCUUCAACGAGUAUGACCGCUUCACCUUCUACAUCAACCAGAAGGAGGGUGCCAAGCGUGAGCCGGGCUACGUUGACUACCCGUACAGCGAGGAGUUUAUCAAGGAGUUUGGCAAGCCGGAUGUUGCUGUUUAGAUUUUAUGUUUUGUUUGGAAACGAGUAUGGCAAAUGAAGAUAUCCUGUAGAACAUUAGAAUGGGCGUUUAUAGAUAGAUUCUUAGACAAGACAUGGUUAG
Cryphonectria parasitica EP155 is the source of this 1276-nucleotide messenger RNA. RefSeq names its product NADH:flavin oxidoreductase/NADH oxidase family protein. The record is from RefSeq and is a predicted model, not a curated record. Bases 1 to 1176 code for a protein of 391 amino acids. Lineage: Eukaryota; Fungi; Ascomycota; Sordariomycetes; Diaporthales; Cryphonectriaceae. The transcript is spliced from 2 exons. Gene Ontology annotation, molecular function: NADPH dehydrogenase activity; FMN binding.